This is a messenger RNA of Aspergillus nomiae NRRL 13137, 810 nucleotides long. RefSeq names its product DNA replication protein PSF2 (gene psf2). Gene Ontology annotation, cellular component: nucleus; GINS complex. Bases 1 to 810 code for a protein of 269 amino acids. NCBI's taxonomy places the organism in Eukaryota, Fungi, Ascomycota, Eurotiomycetes, Eurotiales, Aspergillaceae. The record is from RefSeq and is a predicted model, not a curated record. Gene Ontology annotation, biological process: double-strand break repair via break-induced replication; DNA replication. The transcript has 3 exons.
AUGGCCUUUCCCCUCCCGCGGGGCAUUACGCCCCCGGAGAUAUCCUUUCUUGCUGAAAUGGAGAUGGUCACCAUCAUUCCUCGUCAACGCUUGGAGGGAUUGGAGCUUCUUGGGGGCCCCGUUGAGCCUCUCCUGCCACCUCGGCGCGCUUCUCUUCCGCUCUGGCUGGCUCUCCUCCUUAAACGCCAACGCCGCGCAAAUAUCCUUCCUCCGCCCUGGCUCCAUCCAGAAUCUCUUUCCCUCAUCCUCGAAAUUGAAACCCAACACCACGAGUACCAGCAUGCAUUCUCCGCGCCGCCUCCACUUCCAGGCCAACCAAGCCUUCGAGAUCGCGGAGAACGACCUGUCGCUAUGCCUCGCUAUACCCCAGAUGGCGGACGGUACUACCCAGCACCGCCAUUCCUCCCCCAGAAUGUCGCGCAGGACCAUGUUCCAUCUGGCGAGGCUCCAUCACUGCCAUUUCACUGGCUAGAAGUUGGAACGAUGCUUCUUGACGCUGCUAGUGAUGACUUAGUGGACCCGGACCAGACCCGAAGGCUCUUGAAAGAACUGCGUGAGGUGCGAACAGCUAAGAUAAGAUCAGGCGUGGAUGCGCUAGAUGCUGCUUCCACUGGCGGGGGUGGGGUAGCAUUAACCGGUGUCGGGGCAAUGGAGGUUGGAGAGGGAAGAGGCUUCAUUGCUGGUGUUGUCGAUGGACUAAGAAAGAUUGGUGCAUCAAAAGAGCAAGCGCGGAGAGAGCAGAUGGCAGAAGAUAUGGCCAAUGGUGGAUAUGACGCUACGCAAGACGACGAUGACGAUAUGGAGUUCUAA